UUUUGCUUUGUUUUAUUAUGCUCAUUURAGUCAUUUGGUGAUUCUCCAAUUCGACAUCAAUCUACUCGGCAAUGGUUCAUAGCACUAUAGAUCUGUUCAAUUCGACAAGAAGAUAAUCUACCAAUUUUGUUCUUGUACUGAAGUGAUAAUAAUUGAAGCUAUAUUUUCGUCGCAAGCGAUAUCUCCAGGGGUGUGUUCUUGAAAUAAUAUCGCUACAUAAAGAUGUCGUCCGCAGAUUGUUGUUUUAGUAUGUGCCAGUCUCCUAUACAAGCAAUCCUUCGCCCUGCGAUGUGGUUACCUGGAGUCAAGAAGCUACAUAGUGCAAGAGAAACAUGGAUUUUACCCCAAGCUACUGUCGAUGUUUGCGUUGACAAACUGAUUGAAGCGGUCGACGAAUUAGGAGAGAAAGAAAAGAUGCAUGUAAACAAGGUGAAUAGAAACAAGAACUUUGUGCAGAUAUUUAGCUUUACAAAUAAUGAAUGGUUUGAUGUGGUUGAGAUUGAGUUUCAGCCUGGAAGAGAAUCAGGUUCAAUUGCUAAGGCAAGGUCAUUUUCUACUGGAUUAUUCCCUACAUGUUGUCCAUGUGCACUGAUUUUAAAUGUUAUAUUCUGUUUUGCACCGUUUCUUGACAAAGGAGUAAAUACCGCAAGAUUGGAAAGAAUUCGAACACACAUGAGAUUGGAAUCUAAAGUAGAGAAACCUCAAGACAAUACUUGAGAUAGUACUAAAGCCAGUACUACACGUCAAAUGCUUUGUUUUGCAYGAACCUCAUUCAUGAAGUCACCUGUCCUUAAACAAAGGAAUAGAAAUCACAUUUUAGACUAGGCUAAUUAGAAUGAAUUAGGGUCAAACGCUGAACGUAAUUGUCAAACUUAAUUCUGUUUAAAAUAUUUACUGUCAAAUGGAAGCAUAGUUAAUAGAGGGAGAUAUCUGAUAUAAUAUGUGCUUUCAAAAACACAAGGCACUAUAUAAUCAGCUAUACGAUUUAAGAGAAUUUGAAAAUUUUUAAAGUUGCAAUUUAGUGCAAGAGAAGUACAGGCGUCUAAAAGCCACUCUGUGUGCAAAUGAGAUAAAAACAAUGACUUUUGCAUGUUAAAUAAAUAAUAGAAACUUUAAUUUGGUACAACACAAAAAUUUAGUUCAGCAUUUGACCCAUGCAUUUUACUUCAAAAUGGGAGGAUACAGCUAUCAUAUUAACCAUUUACUAGAAGGGAUCUAUUUUAUGAUAAACUAAACAAUAAAUUAAUGCACUAUAUUAAUUCAGCAGUAAUCUGAGUUCAAGCUUUGGCUUGCAUCAUUUUUUUGCUAAAUUUGGUUUUAAUUUUUUGGAACUAUUUUGAUAAUCAUGAUCAUUAACAACUAUUAUGUACAAUAUUUAGUGGGUAAUAUUAUUUGUAAAAUUUCAUACUUAUAUCUACCAUUUAAAAUCAUGGUUUUAGUGGAAAAAAUAAGGAACAAACAAACAAAAGACAAGACAAAAUAAAUACUCCUUUCAUACAGCACGUUUGUCUGUAAAAUUUGGUAAGUCGGACUGUAUUCUUCUUUGUAGCCUUCUAUUUUGAUGGGCUUCCUUUGGAAGGACAGCAAAAAAAUGACGAAGACUACAUUGGAGACUAAGUGAAACAGUGUCCUCAAAUUUUUAAUACUGAUUUGUCUCAAAUGUAACAGAUUUUAGUAAACUGCUCAAUUUCAAGUGCAUCAGCUAAAACUGUGGAAUAACCUACUAAACAACCAGACUACAAAAUCUUGAAUAUUUUAAUUAUUAACAGCAUUCAAAAUGCUAAAUUUCAUUCAAAAUGGCUUUUGUAUGACUCUUGUGAAGUUAUAUUAAAAAUUUUAAUUCCAAAAUAUAUGGAUUUUGCACCAGUUUGUAACAGUUAACUUUCAGGUUUAAUAAUUUUUAAGCCUUAUAAAAUCUUAUUUUCUUUAUAGUUUAAUAAUAGGUAACCUUAAUAUAACUAAUGAAGGCAUAAAUUGUAAGAUAUUAACAGGUUUAUAGAAAUAAAACUAAAUUGAUUUAUUUUCCAAA
This is a messenger RNA of Exaiptasia diaphana, 2029 nucleotides long. RefSeq lists its product as uncharacterized. The transcript is spliced from 5 exons. NCBI's taxonomy places the organism in Eukaryota, Metazoa, Cnidaria, Anthozoa, Actiniaria, Aiptasiidae. Bases 223 to 717 code for a protein of 164 amino acids. The record is from RefSeq and is a predicted model, not a curated record.